CCCACCCCGCGGGGCCACCGCCCUGCAUAGGCUCCGGGAGGAGCAGCCGCCCCAGCUGCAGGGCCUUGGGCCUUCCGCGCCUCCCGCGCCUCUGACCCUCCGACCCUCCCAGGUUGCUGUCUCUUGGUUCAGAAUCGUCUCUGCGAAAGUUCAAGAUUCUUUUUUUUAAGUCUUAUAUCUUUAUCCAUUGGGACAGUAUUUCCUUAAAACAAAAUUUCCAGUCACACUUCUUUUUGAAGAAGCUUGGCAAUGAUGAGGAGGUAGCAGCUAAAAAAGGUCUCUGAAAGAAGAUGAAUUUGGCUGAGAUUUGUGACAAUGCAAAGAAAGGAAGAGAAUAUGCACUUCUUGGAAAUUAUGACUCAUCAAUGGUGUAUUACCAGGGGGUGAUACAGCAGAUUCAGAGACAUUGCCAGUCAGUCAGAGACCCAGCCAUCAAAGGCAAAUGGCAUCAGGUUCGGCAGGAAUUACUGGAAGAAUAUGAACAAGUUAAAAGUAUUGUCAGCACUUUAGAAAGUUUUAAAAUUGAAAAACCUCCAGAUUUUCCUGUGUCUUGUCAAGAUGAACCAUUUAGAGAUCCUGCUGUUUGGCCUCCUCCUGUUCCUGCAGAGCAUAGAGCUCCACCUCAAAUCAGGCGUCCAAAUCGAGAAGUAAGACCUCUGAGGAAAGAAAUGGCAGGAGUAGGAGCCCGGGGACCUGUAGGCCGAGCACAUCCCAUAUCAAAGAGUGAGAAACCUACAAGUAGGGACAAGGAUUGUAGAGCAAGAGGGAGAGAUGACAAGGGAAGGAAAAAUACGCAAGAUGGUACAAGCGAUGGUGAAAUUCCAAAAUUUGACGGUGCUGGAUAUGAUAAGGAUCUGGUAGAAGCCCUUGAGAGAGACAUUGUAUCCAGGAAUCCUAGCAUUCAUUGGGAUGACAUAGCAGAUCUGGAAGAAGCAAAGAAAUUGCUAAGAGAAGCUGUUGUUCUUCCAAUGUGGAUGCCUGACUUUUUCAAAGGAAUUAGAAGGCCAUGGAAGGGUGUGUUGAUGGUUGGACCCCCAGGCACUGGUAAGACUAUGCUGGCAAAAGCCGUUGCCACUGAAUGUGGAACAACAUUCUUCAAUGUGUCCUCUUCUACACUGACAUCUAAAUACAGAGGUGAAUCUGAGAAGUUAGUCCGUCUCUUGUUUGAAAUGGCUAGGUUUUAUGCCCCUACCACAAUCUUCAUUGAUGAAAUAGACUCUAUCUGUAGCCGAAGAGGAACUUCUGAUGAGCAUGAGGCAAGUCGCAGAGUCAAGUCUGAGCUCCUCAUUCAGAUGGAUGGAGUUGGAGGAGCUUUAGAAAAUGAUGAUCCUUCCAAAAUGGUUAUGGUAUUGGCUGCUACCAAUUUCCCAUGGGACAUUGAUGAAGCUUUGCGAAGGAGAUUAGAAAAAAGGAUAUAUAUACCUCUCCCAACAGCCAAAGGAAGAGCUGAGCUUCUGAAGAUCAAUCUUCGUGAAGUUGAGUUAGAUCCUGAUAUUCAACUGGAAGAUAUAGCAGAGAAGAUUGAGGGCUAUUCUGGUGCUGAUAUAACUAAUGUUUGCAGGGAUGCUUCUUUAAUGGCCAUGAGGCGACGUAUCAAUGGCCUAAGUCCAGAGGAAAUCCGCGCACUUUCCAAGGAGGAGCUUCAGAUGCCUGUUACCAAAGGAGACUUUGAGUUGGCUCUUAAGAAAAUUGCUAAGUCUGUCUCUGCUGCAGACUUGGAGAAGUAUGAGAAAUGGAUGGUUGAAUUUGGAUCAGCUUGAGUUUUUGUCAGCUCUUUCAUUUUCAGUGUAUUUGCUUAUAAAAUGUGAAGAAAUUCCUACAGUUUUUCAAGACAGGUUUGGAAUUUUUCAUUUGAGAUAUUUUGACUUAGAGGCAAAAAAAAAAAAUCUAAAACUACUAAGAAUACUCAGUGUGAUUGAGAACUAAGAAAAACUUAUACAAAGAAUCUGAUCAUCUCCCUUGCCUGGCCUUGUGCUGGUAUUCCACAUACUCAUGCAUUGAUAUUCUGUACCCAACCAAACCAGUAUAUCAGGGAGGCCAAAGAAAGUAGCAGUGAAUUAUUUUAGAAACUUGUUUACAAAAGAUUUAGAAGGAUGUUUAUUUCUUAUUUGCAUUUGUCUUUUUUUUUUUCCUUUCAAUCUACUGCUCUGUGACUAUGAGGGUGCUAUAUAUAUUGGCUUUUAACAGCAAAAGUGGGUUUGUGUCAAAUUCAUUGUUGUUAGAAGAGUGAUAGUAAAUUUUGGAGGAAAUAAGGAAUUUGCUAGUUUCAAUCUUUAGAAUUCAGUUCCUACUAGAGUAUUAAUAGUUACAAUAUUCACUCCCCCCCCCAUUUCCUCUAUUAGCUAUUUGAUUAUUUUCUUGAUUAUCAAGGACAACCUAUGCUCUGGGUUUUAAUCAUUUUACCAGGUGGUUUCUCUGGUUUGUAGUAUUUUUUGCCGAUGUCUCUUACAUUUCAUAUUGGAAAAGUGGAAAGAAUGUUAUGAUUACAUUAGUAGCACUUGUUCAUUCUAGACUUAUAAGUUUGUUUUCAUUUUUCUUUCAACAUGUUCAAACAGGUAACAGCCAAUAUUUUUCUCAGCUCCAACACAAUUUGAUUUUUGUUGAAUUCAAUAUUAGUAUUUAAAAACAUACUUCGGCAUUUUAAACAAACUUAGUCUGCAUGGCUAAUGCAAAAGAAAAUUUUUGUAGUUUCCACACGGCUUAUUUAACAAAACAGCAUCAUAUGUAAUGAAUGAUGUUCAUUUGAAAAGUUUGAAGUUCUUCCUUGUCUUGAUGAAGAACUGGUGCACAAAGUAAGAUCAGGUUAGAUAUCUGUCUGCUCAUCAGUCUAGCAAGAAUUUGAUGGUAGAUCAGAACCAGGAAAGGCAAAUGGCAUAUAUCUAAUCACAAGUAGAGCAUUCAGAAUGUGUAAUUAAUUACAUUUAUCCUAUUUGAAUUACUAGACAAUCUGUUUCCCAUGAUCAAUCUUUUUAAAAUUUAUAUUUGAUAACAUACUGAAUUCUUGAUUUUGAAUAGCAACUACUGAUUUAAAACUAAAAAUGUAUAUAUAUAUAUAUAUAUAUAUAUAUAUAUAUAUAUAUAUAUAUGGCUUACAGGCAGAUGGAAAAACUCUUAGUGUUUUGCUUAAAAGAUUUAAUUUUUUCCAUUAAGAACUAUAAAUGCCUCAUGUUCUUUUCAGAUAACUUAAGUUUCCUUUUAAACUUCAGUGUUUAUCUGAUAUAAUAAAUUGCCCUUUUUCCUCAGAAAUACAGAUAAGACUCCAAAUCAUAAGGAAUCAUGAUUUUAAUAAUUGGGUUAAUUCAUCUUGAAAAACUGAAAUGAAGGAAGUUUCCUUUUAUUUAUUAACUUUAAUUUAAUUUAUUUAUUUAUUUAUUUUUGAGAGGGGCUCUCCCUGUGUUGCCCAGGAUGGUCUCAAACCCCUGGGGUCGAUUGAACCUCCUGCUUCAGCCUCCCAAGUACCUGGGACUAUAGGUAUGCACUGCUGCACCCUGCAUCAUUUGUAAACUUUGAAAAUAAAGAAAUAAUUCCACUAAAAUUAUCUUGUGAACUAUUGCCAUUCAGUAGUGUAUUUUCCCUCUAAAUUUUUAGGGACAAUUGUUAAAACAUAGUUUGGUGAUUAUUAAACUUCUCUGUCACAUUUUAAUUGAUUAGUAGACCUUUUCUGGGUUUUGUGCCUCAGUGCAUAUUUAAUUUUCUGAAUUCUUCAUGGAUAAUGACAUGGCAAUUGUGUUUCUUUUAUUACCAGUUAAGCAGUAUUUGGGGACUCAAAACUUCCUGGAAGCUUAUCUUUACUAUGUUCAGUGAGUCAGCUGUGCUUGUUUCCUUUGUUUCUUGUUUUGCUCUGUCAGUGGGUGGUGAAGGCUUUGUAUAUCUUAAGCCCCUUAAAAGAUCAUGAAGAGUUCUCUCAUGUGUUCUGUCCGGCUUUUAGUGUACAUGUGUAUACACUGUCUUUAUUGCAAGGCAGUGUGUUACCUUACCUGGAAAGAGAUAGAAUUGCUUUGGUUUGCUUUUCUAUAUGGCAAAAGCAGAUGCAUUAUCAGAAGUAGAAAUAUUUGGUUCCUUUAAUUCCUCUGAGAACGUGAGUAUUCAGAAUUCUGUUGGGCAGACGUGGUUUGGUUGCUUUCUUUGUACAGGACAGCUGUUGGGAGCUCUGUGGCUUGCAAAGCUGGACCAGAUAGUGAAGUUCUGACUUGUUCCUUUCUCCGAUUCCUCUACGUAGCUCCUACCUUCUGCUGAAACAAGAGUUUACCUCAUAGGUGGAAAGACACAGCAAUCUAUGUUUGGGAAGAUAAUAUAAAAAUGUCCCCCCCUCAAGCUCUCCCCCCCUUUUUUUUUUUUUGCUUUUCAGUCAGUUUUAAAAUUAGAACUGAUAUCCAUUUGUUUGAACAGUAUAAACCUGUUAAAAAUCUGAUUGUUAUGUCAGUUUUUAUCAUUUUCUAUACCAUAAUUACAUGUGCAAUUAUGGUAAAUGUGUACAUGUUACAUUUUUGCUAUAAACAUUUUGUUCCCAUAAUUCCUUUUUUUUAAAAAAGGGAAUUAAUGUUGAUGAAAUGGACCAGAUAAACUGUUCUUCACUGGAGACUGUAUCUUCUUAGUCUCUCAAGUAGACAACAGAUGACAGCAUCACAUCCACCACUUUCCUGCUGGUAACAGUGUAGUCACUCCACAGUGACAUAGCACAUCUAGGCUCCGACUCCCAUCUCCUCAGAUACCAAGACAUGGUGAAGUGGAAUCUCCCUGCAGCCUGGCUAUAUAGCAAGGACUUCAUUUGAGCCCCUGAGAUUAUGGUGUUUGUGAUGUGAUUUUUGACUCAGAUAUCUCAAAAAAUUGUCUGAAAUCACUAUUCAGAAAGCAAACAAGCAGGUAUCUGAUGAAUCUAAUAAGAACAGCCAUACAGCUAUAUCAAGGAAAAAUGUGUAUAUGCAGGGCAAACUGAAAGUACAGUUAUUCUUUCACUUUGCCCUGUGCAGCCUGUUGGACAAGAAAUAAUAGAUACUCCUUAGGUUUGGGAGAGCAUGAGUUCAUUUGGCUUCCUUUCUUGAAAGUAAGUUUCUGUGUACACUGAUGAGUCUGAGAUGAGAAUCAUAAAGCAGUAACAGUGUCUUUGACACAGCGUGAGGUAACAUGAAGGACAAGGCAGGUAUUCAUGUGUGGGUGUCUUUGACUCCUCUGGUAUUGUCUAAGUUAUUGAGUCUUUUUUUUGCAUUAUGGUCAGUUUCUCCUUUUUCUAUCUUAAUGAUAAAUCACCUUAGAGGAUAUAUCCUGUAUUUUGGAAUCAGAUGUUAAGGGUGUAUGCUGACUUUUUCCAAGAAAAGGUCACUUAUCUUGUAUGAGGAAAAAAAAUCAUACUGUUCUAACGUUUUUUGUGUGUUUGUUUUGUUCUUUAACUGUUCUGUGUAUUUUUUACAUACCACUUAAUUUGUGAUGCACAUAAUAUUUAUGUGAACCUAAACAUCUGUCACAAAAAAAGAAAGUAGGAACUACAGUUGGGAGGACAUGUUAAAGGUAUAAAAAUGUUUUGCUUUCAUUUCCACUAAUAAUAUUUGCAUAAAGAGCUAAAACCCUGUUGUAAUUACUGUAAGUUUACUUAUUUAUACUUUUAAACUAGGCUUUUCAUACUUAUUUAUUUUUGGACAUUCACUUUUAAUGUUGUUUCUGAAUGUGGAAACUGUGAGUAUUUAAAAAAUCAAAUCUGUAUAAUGAUAGAUAUGUUUUCACACAUUUAUGUCAUUGACAAUAAUUUGAAUUUUUUUAGGUUUUGGAUUCUGAACUCUAGCUUUGAUAUUUCUAAAUUUCAGAUGGCUUAUUAGUAAAACAGGGAAAAUGUUAAAGUAAUAUAAAAUUCUUUUUGUUUUACUUUUCUCAUUUGUUGAGAAAAUAAAAAUAAAACCUGGAUAUAUUAUUUUAUCACAAGUAGUAUGUAGCUUUUGUAUACUUGGCACAACAAAUAGGGAAUUAGUAUAGCAAAGUCUCCCUCUUAUCAAAGGGCUUUCAUUUGAUAUGUUCAGAGCUAUAAAAUGCACUUUUACUUUACAUUCUCUGAAAUGACUAAAUACUACCCUUUAGAAAACCUGAAUCUUUGCACAUGUUAUUCCCAGAGUCUACCUCAGGUCACCAUGCUUAUUAGUUCUAGACGUGAACCCAGUUCAGUUCUUCAUAUAUGCAGAUUUGCUUCUUUCAGUACUCUAUUCCCUUCUGCUCGUGCCCUCUUCUUAUUAACUUUUUUAUUUAAACACAAAAUUUUCUUAAAAGCUUUUCUUUUAAAAGCUUUUCGCCUUUCUUCCUCUUGCAGAUUACGCCUCUGUGAAUUGUCAGAGUUACUUUCCCCACUGUUGUCAUGGCCAGCUUCAUUAUUUGUGUGUAUAUCAUUCUUAGGAGCAGGUUCAAACACAACGUGCAUCCUACUAUUUCCUUGUAGCUUUGUAAACAGGGACAUUAAAAAUUUUUGAACCUAACCGUUCUUGUGCUAUUUUCUAAGAACCUAAAUACUUUUUGAAAAACACUCCAAAGUGGACAAAUGUACAUUCAUCGGGAGAAGGCUUCAAUGAACACUGUUGCGCACAGUGUCCAGCGAAUCGCUGCGUGUUACAGUGGUUUGUAAAGGUCUUCCUAAGAUUUUUGUUCCAGUGUUUAUCUCCCAGUAUUUGAACCUAGUUUAAAGAAAAAGGGUUUUCUUAAUUGUAUUUAUUAAAUGUGUUUUUCUUCACAUUUUGUGCUGCUACUUUACUAGUCUUGAGCUUAGUUGUGUUUGUGUGUAGGUUGUAAUCUGGUAAUAAAUUUCUAGAGUGUU
Messenger RNA from Sciurus carolinensis (gray squirrel), 6790 nucleotides. RefSeq names its product katanin catalytic subunit A1 like 1 (gene Katnal1). Gene Ontology annotation, molecular function: microtubule severing ATPase activity; microtubule binding; ATP binding. Gene Ontology annotation, biological process: microtubule severing. The record is from RefSeq and is a predicted model, not a curated record. Bases 291 to 1760 code for a protein of 489 amino acids. NCBI's taxonomy places the organism in Eukaryota, Metazoa, Chordata, Mammalia, Rodentia, Sciuridae. Gene Ontology annotation, cellular component: microtubule cytoskeleton; microtubule. The transcript is spliced from 12 exons.